UGAAGUCAUGCUCUUCUACAUCAGACAUAUCAUUUGCGUAAUUUUUAAGUCUUACUGAACUGAUUAAAAUGGUAUCAUGCUUUUUCCUAAGUUCUUUGCCAUUCAUUUCUUGCCGGUAGGAGUCAUCGGCGAGAAACGAAUGAGCGCAACAUGCACUAGGUCUGUAGCAAGACACUACCUAUACCCUCAGCUAGCCAACCGGCAACGCCAUCGGAGUUAAGGACAGUGGAUACGGAUAACUUCCUCUUCGGGAAGACCGUUGGCGUCUCACGAUAUUAGUCAAAUGUAUCGUAGGCUGUAUUUAUUCUAAUUCCCCAGCUCUGAAUUAUUGCAGAGACCAUUGUCUUAUCGGUCAGUUCUAAACAAGCUCAUUCUUAGUUAUUCGAUAGCGUUGAAAGCGAAAAGAGAGAAAUGGCGUUACCCUUUCCAAUACCGACGUCCCUCUCCCCGGCUUUCUCCAUGUCCCGCUGUACCGCCGCAGACGCGGAUGCAUUGGCCGAGAUAUACUACGUCGCGUUCCAGACGGACCCGCGGAACACUUUUUGGUGGCCGGAAGAUAAGGAGACUAUGGUGGCGUGGAUGAAGCGUCGCAUCCGUAAAAAGAUGGCAGAUCGGAGCACUAGACAUUUCAAGAUUACCGACGUACUGAGCGGCGAGGUGGUGGCAUUUACUAGGUGGGACAUACCUGGAGGCCACGAGAUAGUCUUCGGGGAGUGGGUUGAAGAUGAAGUGGCUGCCGUCGACGUAUCUCAGGUCGUCACGGCAGACCGUGGUGCGGGAGGUGCGGCGCAAGGAGAAGACAUGCCUGUGAACAGCGCGCCUGUCGAGGCUGCUACGCCCCCUACGAUUGAUAUCCCGGAAGGCGCCCGACCAGAACUGUGUGCUAUUUUCUUCAAUGCUCUAAAGGAUAUGUCAGAGAAACAGAAUGCGAAGACCAUGCUAGGUCUAUCGCUCCUGUGCACGUCGCCAAAUUAUCACCGGAGGGGUGCUGCGAAGGCAAUGAUGUUGCCCAUGCUAGCUCUCGCCGACGCUCGCGGCCUCAAGGUGUACCUUGAAGCAACGCCCGAUGGCAAGCCGGUGUAUGAAAAAUUGGGCUUUCGAGAGAUAGAUGAGCUCACAUUUGACCUCAAGGAGUUAACAGGCACGUUUAAAGAGACAUACAAGAUCUCAAUUAUGGUACGGGAGCCAACUGUGAUAUGACAGCAAAAGGAGGUUGUUGUUUGUUACCCAUAUCUAAGUAUCCAAGGGGACCUUGGUCUCUCUGAGUAGGACUAAUACAUAUAUUCUAUGUCAAGCAAACUUCGUCGGCACCGGCUUCAUUUCUAACACUCCGUUCGGGCUACAUAUUCGGACCAUCUCCUAUGAAGCCGUGAUGCAAUGGCUGUCGAUGAAUGGUUUCGUAUGGUCCUGCUUUCGAUGAGUGUUACUUGGGGAAGGGAUGAAUCCUAACCCCUUACGAUGGCAAUACAGGGCCGAGAUUUGGGCUUUCUAGAUCAGAUCGUAUAUUGAUCCAAUCUAUCUCCCUUGACGGAUAUUUGAGAUCCCUUUUUAGCUAGAGGUUCAUGAUUGCCUUUAUGGAUUAGGUGCUUGAGUACACAAAGCAAAAAGGAAUUGAAUCUCAAUUUGGGUAGAUCAACGCUGAUGAGUCUGGCAAGGCCGAUUAUUAGAGCGAAUUUCAGCUACAUCCGAGACUAAUAUACCUAGGUAGUGAUAACCAUGAUUUCAC
Messenger RNA from Annulohypoxylon truncatum, 1726 nucleotides. RefSeq names its product acyl-CoA N-acyltransferase. Bases 412 to 1200 code for a protein of 262 amino acids. The record is from RefSeq and is a predicted model, not a curated record. Gene Ontology annotation, molecular function: acyltransferase activity, transferring groups other than amino-acyl groups. The transcript has 2 exons. Lineage: Eukaryota; Fungi; Ascomycota; Sordariomycetes; Xylariales; Hypoxylaceae.